This is a messenger RNA of Staurois parvus, 398 nucleotides long. The record is from the annotation of a GenBank genome assembly. Lineage: Eukaryota; Metazoa; Chordata; Amphibia; Anura; Ranidae.
AUGGGGCCCCCGGGCAAUAGGGGAUCAUGGGGCCCCUGUGUCCUUGUCCAAACUCAAAAAAGCCUAUGAAAAAGGUACCAGGGGCAUCUCAUGGGUCCCCCUACUGACCCCGGGCCCUCGGGCAAAUGAGAUCACCAGGACUUGACCUCAAGCCAUCAGGAGGAAGGUUCAGACCUAACCAGGGGCGGACUGACAACUCAUGGGGCCCCCAGGCAAUAGGGGACCAUGGGGCCCCUGUGUCCUUGCCCACACUCAAAGCACACCCAAAAAAGCCUAUAGGUACCAGGGGCAUUUCAUGGGGCCCCCUACUGACCCUGGGCCCUCGGGCAGUGCCCGAGUGCUCGAAUGGUCAGUUCGCCCCUGGACCUAACCUUAAAGAAUAUUAUUUUACUAAAAGA